Molecule: messenger RNA, 3045 nt
Organism: Rhododendron vialii
Lineage: Eukaryota; Viridiplantae; Streptophyta; Magnoliopsida; Ericales; Ericaceae
Product: G-type lectin S-receptor-like serine/threonine-protein kinase SD2-5
Exons: 1
Coding region: 258-2816 (852 amino acids)
Biological process (GO): protein phosphorylation
Molecular function (GO): protein serine/threonine kinase activity; ATP binding
Source: RefSeq, a predicted model, not a curated record
CAUUUUUCGCCAAAUACUUCCGAGACGCGCGUAUUAUAUCGAAUUUCCCGCGUUUGGUAGGGGGAUGGAAAUUUCUAAUCUUUGUUCUAAUAAAAGAUGCCUAUUGUAUGGUUCCCAAUCUUUGCCAGACUAGUCUCCCAUCUUGACUUCGACUUGUAGGUCUCUCUCUCUCUCUCUCUCUCUCUCUCUCUCUCUCCGUUCAGCUUGAUAAAGCACCACCGUAAACAGAUCCUCAAUACAUUUGUUUCACAGUAACCAUGGACUCCUCCAUUUUCCUGUUCAUUCUACCUUACUUCUUUGCCUGCACUCUAGCCGCAACCAGCCCCACAAUCCGCCUCAACUCAAGCGAACCGACGUCAUGGCUAAACGACAACUCGAUCGACAUGAACGUAAACAGCACCGACGGAUCAAAAGUAAGAGCAAUUCUAUCAAGAACAAGGAGCCUCGGCUUUGUCUCUGGAUUCUACUGCACUGGCAACUGCACCUCUUACUACUUCGGCAUUACCGUAGUUGGCGGAGGCAAUCCCGCCAUGGUUUGGUCAGCAAACCCGAACAACCCGGUGAGCGAGAACGCAAACCUGACACUGACUCGAGAGGGGGAUUUAGUGCUCCGGAAUCCGGAUGGAUCGACUGUGUGGUCGACCGGAACGGCAGGGAUCUCUGUGGCGGGAAUGAACUUAACCGAAUUGGGAAACUUGGUUUUGUUUAAUGAGACGGGAGCUGUUGUUUGGCAGUCUUUUGAUCUCCCAACCGAUACAUUGUUGGCCGGACAACGGUUGUACGAGGAUCAAAGGCUUGUGUCGGGCUUGAGUUUGUACUAUGCCACUUUAACAACCUCUGGACUAGCUGCUUAUACCCUGGUGGGAAAUGGAUCACAGAUGUACUACCAAUUGGAACCACAGCCGGAUACCACGGAUCAAAGUUCACAGCGAGGCCGAUGUCGGCUUAUCACAAAAACCGAAGUCAAUACCUCGGAUUACACAGAGCUCCGAACCGGAGGAUUCCUCGUGAACAUGGGGACAUCCCAAGAACCGCUCGGAUCAAACCGCUCAAAACUGCCGUUGGAUUCGUUUGUUGAGUACGUACGACUCCAUAACGAUGGGAGAUUGAAGUUAUACAGGCACGAACCAGCAACCGGGCCAAAUGAGAUCGUCGAUAUCGUUACCAAAGACCUCGGAGUCUGUCAACAUCCUCGCCAAUGUGGGGAUUUCGGCGUCUGCAAUGAAGGGAAAUGUGGUUGUCCGGAAGGAGUUGACGGGUUUCAAUGGAUUAAUGAAAGAUGCUCCAGGACUACCCAAUUGUGCCAAGCUCCCUCUGAUAAAGCAGACCUGGUCGAAAUGAAAAAUGUCAGUUACUUCAAUUUCAUUGAUCCAACUGCAGCAGCUUCAAACAUCACAGAUAGAGAGAGCUGUAAAGAAGCUUGUCGCAAUGAUUGUACAUGUGGAGCUGCAUUCUACAGGUCUGAUGAUACUAACAUUGAUUCAAAUGGGUUAUGUUAUAUGCCAUCAGAGGUCUUGUCCAUAAGACAAGGAGAAAUUCCAAACUCCAAUUUCACAUCAACAGCAUAUAUUAAAGUGGAGAUACCAGCUGGUGCACCAGAUGGGGGUAGACCACUGGAACCGAGAAACCGAAAGCCAAACUCAAACCGAAACAGACUAAUAGCAAUAAUAGCAGGCUCCGGUUCUGCUGUCCUAGGGAUUUUCUGUCUUUUGAUUCUGAUAUUCUGGAAGAAAUUUAGCAAGACGAUCACAGAGGAUGUGGAGGAGUAUAUACGACAAGUUCCGGGAAUGCCCGUUAUGUUUACGCAGGAGGAACUUCGUGUGGCAACAAGGGAUUUCAAGGAGAGGCUUGGUGGUGGUGGGUUUGGCUCGGUGUUCAAAGGAGUGUUACCGGAUGGCACCGAGAUCGCAGUGAAGCGGUUAUACAAAAUGGGCCACGCAGUUAGAGAAUUCAUAGCAGAAGUUGAAACAAUUGGCAGCAUCCACCAUUUUAAUCUGGUGAGAUUGGUUGGGUUUUCUGCAGAUAAAUCUUGUCUUCUCGUAUAUGAGUACUUGAGUAAUGGGUCUUUAGACCAAUGGAUCUUCCAUAGGGGGCAAAACCCUUGUCUCGAUUGGGAAACCCGUAAGAAGAUUACUCUCCAGAUAGCCAAAGGGUUGGCCUAUUUGCAUGAAGAAUGCAGACAGAGAAUCAUUCACCUUGACAUAAAGCCACAAAAUAUUCUCUUGGAUGCAAAUUUCAACGCCAAAAUCUCGGAUUUCGGGUUAUCUAAGCUAGUAGACAGGGAUGACAGCCAGGUCCUGAUCACAUUGAGAGGAACACCUGGGUAUAUUGCUCCAGAAUGCGGCCAUUCAAAUAUCACAAUAAAAGUCGACAUCUACAGUUUUGGGAUUGUUCUCCUUGAAAUAGUUACUGGGAGAAGAAAUUUAGAUGGACCCCGAUCCGAAUCGAGCAAACACCUACUCAGUUUGAUGCAGAAGAAGGCAAGGGAAGAUCAAUUACUUGACAUUGUGGAGAAUUUGAACGAGGAGAUGCCUGAAAAUCGAGAAGAAAUGUUGAGAAUGAUAAGAAUUGCAGCUUGGUGUUUACAAAAUGAUCCCACAAAAAGGCCUCUCAUGUCGACCGUGGUGAAGGUUUUGGAAGGAGUGAUGGAAGUUGAUCCAAGUAUCAGCUACAACUUCACCCAUGCAAUGGGAUCUGCUUCUGUUGCCAAUGGCCAUGUUUCUGACAACUUCACGCAUGCAAUGGGAUCUGCUUUUUUUGCCAAUGGCCAUGCUUCUGCAACCCAACAAGCAUCAGUUCUGUCUAAUCCUAGAUGAAAAGCAGCAAUUCAGGUAAAAGACAAGUAUAGUUCAUGUACUUAGUGCUGAAUAACUUGUAAACAGAAUUCAUGAUUCGUUUUUGUGAUUAGGUCUUUGUAUUGUUGGUUUGUUGUUUGUUCGGAAGAAACGGCCGUUUUUGUUUCGCUAACUUUUUCCGACUACUGUUUCGGGAAGUUCUAUUUGAAUAAACAAUUGUCAUGGUACGCCAAAGAGUGUUUUUUCUGAA